AUGAUAGUCCAGUUUUUUAUUUUAUUCUUAUUUAUUCAAUCAUUUUAUAAAGUGUUAGGAAAAGUGGAUGAUGUAACAUACUGUUAUAUUGGUGAUGAUUCAGAUAUUAUAAAUAAAUGUUCUUCAAAUUGGUGUUAUACUUUAAGAAAUUCAACAAACACUAAAGAAAUUCUUGAUAAAGGUUGUGAUGAUGCAAAUGUUUUUUGUGAAUAUAUUGGAAAUAAUUGUUUUUCUAAUUUAAAAAAUUUUUUUAACUAUUCAACUAUUUCACCGGUAAUAAAUGAUAAAGAAAUUUGUUGCUGUAAUUGGACAUAUUGCAAUUCAACAUCAACAAAAUAUUAUAUUAAACAUUCAUUCACAAAAGUUUUAUUCAUUUUGAUUUUAUUAAUCUUCUUAUUAACAAACCUAAUUCUAUAA
Messenger RNA from Strongyloides ratti, 417 nucleotides. RefSeq lists its product as hypothetical. The transcript is spliced from 2 exons. The record is from RefSeq and is a predicted model, not a curated record. The coding region runs from base 1 to 417 and encodes 138 amino acids. Lineage: Eukaryota; Metazoa; Nematoda; Chromadorea; Rhabditida; Strongyloididae.